GCUGGUGUGGGGUCGCUUUCCCAGGUGUCCAAGGAGGAGGGCUCUGCCCUGGCCCGGGAGUUCAACUGCCCCUUCUUCGAGACGUCGGCGGCGUUCCGGUACUACAUCGACGACGUGUUCCACGCCCUGGUGAGGGAGAUCCGCCGCAAGGAGAGGGAGGCCGUGAUGGCCAUGGAGAAGAGAUCCAAGCCCAAGAGCAGCGUGUGGAAGAGGCUCAAGUCUCCCUUCCGCAGGAAGAAGGACUCGGUCACCUGAGCCGGGGAUGGGAGAAGGAAAAUUCCUCUGGGAAGAACCGAAGGAGAGCCCGGCGGGCGGGCCCGGGGCGGCUCAGGGACAUCACCCUGCGGGGACUCCGGGAGGGAGCGAGUGACUCUGCCCGUUGUCUCUGUUUAGGAUGAGAUUCCCUUCCUUCUGGAUCUUGGACUCCGGACACGGCGACGGUUUUCCUCCUGUUUGUUGCCAUUUUUCCCUCGGUUCCCGGCGUCGCCUGGGAGCGUUCCCGGGUCAGACUGGGAGUGCUGGGAGCUGGGCUGUGCCAAACGUGGCUGGAGCUGCCCCCAAACCGGCUGAAUUCCCUGUUUUCCCGGUCGUUUUGCACGAGCUGCUCUCCAGAACAACAACAACAACAGCUCGAGGGGCCCGGCCGGGAGGUCGCUGAGCAGAGCUGGGCUGGGCUGGGCUGGGCUGGGCUGGACUUCUCGGCUCCUCACUGAGGAGAUUUGGGUUUUUUUUCCCGACAAAAUUAACGUGGGAUCCUUGUGCAAGUGUUACCCGAGCGCUCAGCUCACCAGCAGGGUGGUGGGUGGGACCUAAACGAGUCGGAGUCACGGAAUCAGCCGGGUCGGAAAAGGGCUCUGAGAUCCUUGAGUCCAUCCUGGGACCCACCCCCACCACACCCCGUCCUUUGAAACCCCUCCGGGGCUCCAGCAGCUCCCUGGGCAGCCCAUUCCAGUGUGGAGUUCCCGUGUCCCGUCCCCCUUUGUCCCACCGUGGCAGCAGUGCAGGAACGUGGAGAUUUCCCCGCUGGAAUCGCGUUGGAGGCGCUGCCACCUGCGGAGAGCGCAGCCUGGAGUUCCCUGGCCCGUCCGAACCCCCCCAGAUCCCGGGGGGAGCCGCAUUCCAGCGGGGCCGGGGCGGAGCCGCAGCUUCUCCCGCCUCCUCCGAGGAAAUGCCGGCCCCGGGAUCCGGGAUCCACCGGGAUCCGGGAUGGGGAGGGAGGAGAGACCCGAGUGUGCCCCAAGAGGAGCAAACCCGCUGCUUCCAGCGGCACUUCCAGGGAAAGGGGGAUCCGGGGGUCGGGGCUGAGCUCGCUCUGCUCCAGCCCCUGCUCUUGUCACACCCUGUCUCCUUUCUCCCUUUCUUUCUCUUUCUUUCUUUU
Molecule: messenger RNA, 1378 nt
Organism: Lepidothrix coronata (blue-crowned manakin)
Lineage: Eukaryota; Metazoa; Chordata; Aves; Passeriformes; Pipridae
Gene: RIT1
Product: Ras like without CAAX 1
Exons: 1
Biological process (GO): Ras protein signal transduction
Cellular component (GO): plasma membrane
Molecular function (GO): GTPase activity; calmodulin binding; GTP binding
Source: RefSeq, a predicted model, not a curated record